GAAAGGAGACAUUUCAACGGGGAACAAAAGAAAAUAUCUCCAAAUCUCAUCACUUUUAAUAUCUUCGUGUUUAUUUAGUUAAUUUCUUCUUUUUUCAUAUUCAGCUGAGACUGAAAAAAAAUAGUCGCGAUUGCCAUCGGGGCAGAGCCAAUGGAGAAUCCUUCUCAGUUGGCCGCCAAAAUAGGAGCGGAGAAUUUUCUACUCCAGGAUGGAUUUGAAGCUUUGACAGUUCUGCUCAAGAAAGUAUCCUCGAAUAUGAUAGCGUCCACGACAACGGGAGAAAGUGGCAUAUAAGUAGCUGCGCCCACCGUUCAUUCCUCGAACAGGUCCACGAUUUCCCGAGAAAAGAAGCAGGAACAAGAAUGUUUCAGAUUCUUCUGCUUCUAGGGUCGCUUCUGCUUCAUGAAGAAGCCUCGCUAGCAGCUCCCCUGGUGAAGGGUAAUUGCCUCCCAACAUGUGGUGGCGUCACCAUUCCCUUUCCCUUCGGGAUUGGUGCCGGGUGUUUCCUCGAUGAGUGGUACGAGAUCUUCUGCGACGAAAGCACCUACAGUGCCGUCCCAAUGCUGAAGAAGCCCAACUUGAGGGUGCUCAACAUUUCGCUACCCGAUUCCUAUGGCAGAAAGAACGGCAUGAUCAGCGUCAGUCUUCCAAUAAUCUACUGGCAGAAUGCGACAUGCAGGGGAAAUGGAAGCUCUACGCCUGUGAGCUUGAACGGGAGCCAUUUCAUCUUCUCCGAGUCAAGAAACGUCUUGACCGCCGUCGGUCGCAACAUAUGUGUUCUAUUGGAUGACCAAAAGUCUGCAAUCAUAGGAUGCAAGUCUAGCUGCAAAGAUGACAAGGUUGUUAGGAAGAUGACUUGUUCGGGCAGCGAUGGAUGCUGCCGCACCACGAUUACCCCGGAUCUUCAGGCUUUCAGCAUCACUUUCAAUCACGAAAAGGGUCCAGCAAAGAAUCAAUGCGAGUAUGCCUUCUUGGGAGAUAGGUCGAAAUUCACACCUUCAACUAUAGACUUCAAAAAGUUGAAGGCGAGCGGGCAUUUCCCAGCGGUGCUAGAAUGGGGGAUAGCUAAAUCCUCCCGAGCUGCCUCAGAGAUUUACAAACAUGGCGAUUCCUAUGAGUGCAGCAAUUUCAGCUUCAAUUCAGUGUAUCGCAAGGCGAUGCCAUUUCUGCAGUGUUCUUGCCGUGGGGGAUUCACCGGUAACCCCUAUAUUAAAUAUGGAUGCGAAGAUGUGGAUGAAUGCAAAGGUCCAACCGAUCCGUGCCCUGGAAGAAAUUGUGUGAAUCGGCAAGGUUCCUAUGAUUGCGUCGAAAGAAGCAAGACGAUCAAGUUUCUCCUCAUACGUAAGUAAAUUUCUUCAUUCUGUCAUGUUUAUGAAUAAGGACUAUCCAUCUUUUGUGCACCCAGAUUCGGGAAUAUCCCAUCCUAUCAUUUCAAGAAAGGCAACAUGGAGUCUAUAAGUGAUAAAUCCCACAAUUUAGAAAAAGUUAUAUAGCCUGAUGCAUUUUCAGUGGAUCGGAUGUUUGUUGUUCGUACACAGCUCUUCGGAAUUCAAGUUUGCUGUUUGAUUUGGGCACAUAUUUUAUGAACGAGGACUAUCCAUCUUUGGUGCA
Molecule: messenger RNA, 1611 nt
Organism: Eucalyptus grandis
Lineage: Eukaryota; Viridiplantae; Streptophyta; Magnoliopsida; Myrtales; Myrtaceae
Product: wall-associated receptor kinase-like 5
Exons: 2
Coding region: 363-1349 (328 amino acids)
Cellular component (GO): membrane
Molecular function (GO): calcium ion binding; polysaccharide binding; protein serine/threonine kinase activity
Source: RefSeq, a predicted model, not a curated record